Messenger RNA from Solanum dulcamara, 1768 nucleotides. RefSeq names its product transcription termination factor MTERF5, chloroplastic-like. The transcript is spliced from 2 exons. The record is from RefSeq and is a predicted model, not a curated record. Gene Ontology annotation, molecular function: double-stranded DNA binding. Gene Ontology annotation, biological process: regulation of DNA-templated transcription; chloroplast organization. Gene Ontology annotation, cellular component: chloroplast. Lineage: Eukaryota; Viridiplantae; Streptophyta; Magnoliopsida; Solanales; Solanaceae. Bases 186 to 1085 code for a protein of 299 amino acids.
UGUUUAGUCUUAAAAAUAAAUAAAUGAUGCUGCUCUACAUUCGGGAAGAAGGAGGCCGUCGUGAUUUCUAAAGAAUCGUUUAGUGGAAGGAUCCAUAUAUGUAGCGUUUGUUUAUAGACAAGAUAUGCUCAUUAGAUUUAGAGGCAAAGCUGCUGUAGCUAUAUGGGGAUAAUACACCAACUCCAAUGGUUUCAGAUCUCAAUAUCCCUACUCAUCAACUGCCCCGACCCAUUUCUUGGUUAAAUACCUUGUUGAUUCUCUCGGAUUCUCAAGCUGCAUCUACAUCAUCCAAGGUAACUUCAUUGAAAUCCGUAAAGAAUCCUCAUUUAGUCAUCAAUUUCUUGAAACAAACCGGUUUCGACAACACCCAGAUGAAAAAAUUGGUUUCUAGAGCACCCAAAUUGCUAAUCCGUGAUGUUUCCAAUACCCUAAAACCCAAACUUCGGUGCCUUAUGGAUCUCGGGUUAUCCGUGUCAGACCUAGUGAAUGUAAUUGCUAAAGAUCCACAUAUUAUUGGUAGAGGUUUAGCUACUCGUUUGAGACCUACCAUUGAUUUUCUUAUGACAACUUUGGUUAGUGAUGAAAAUGUAGUUAAGGCUUUAAAGAGAUUUCCUUGGUUGCUUUCUUUUGGUGCUCUUGGCAUUAUGGAGACUAAUCUAUUGUUGUUGAGAAACUAUGGUGUUCCUGAUGUGAGGAUUAAAAAACUCCUACUUAGAAACCCUACGUAUUUUGCACAAAAGCCUGAGUGGAUUAAGGGUUUGUUGCAUAGGGUGGAAAACGAUUUUCAAGUUCCACGUGAUUCCCCUAGUUUUCUUUAUGGAUUUCAAGCGUUAUCCUGGCAAAAGAAGUCUACCUUGGAUAGGAAGUUCGGAAUUUUCAAGAGUUUUGGAUGGUCUGAUGAUGAUAUACUCCACAUGUUCCGGAAGCUACCAUAUUGUGUUGGCCUCUCAGAAGUUAGAAUUCAGGAAAAACUGAAUUUUUUCAUGAAGGAGCUUGGUUUUGAAUCUGCUUACUUGGUUUCUCACCCUGCAAUUUUGAGCUAUAGUUUGGACAAAAGGGGGUGGUACCUCGGAUGCAAGUCUUGAAAAUUUUGGACGAAAAGAAGCUUGCGAGGAGAAAGUUUGAAUUCUGAAAAACAGGGUCAGUGUUGCCAAGAAUCAUUUAUGGAGCUGGGGCAUAGUUUAUUGAAAGACUUCUCUCAUAUUUACAAGUCUGAACUGCUGUGAGCUAUACGCAAAAUCAAGGUUUCCAUUUGAAGUUGUUCGGAUUCAACUGAUCUUGUUGAUAACUGAUUCUGUUUGGCAGUUACCAGCAAGUUUGUCCCCUAAGACAACCAAAUAUAUUUCUGUUGUGCAUUUUCUCCCAUAACUUGCAAUACAUAAUCAUAGUGAACUUACCUAUCCUCAUGAGCACAGUAUAUUUCAUUUAGCGGCACUUCUUAUGAAGUCUACACUUACUGUUAGCUACUAGGUGGAGUCAGUUAUCUUACUAAUUGAGUUGGUGUUCAGAUUGUGUUGGCUGGUUUGGUCCCUUAUAUUUUGUAUAUUUAGUGUUAUUAAACACCAUCCGGCACCAAGGGUUUUGUUAUAGUGGGUAAGAGCUCAACUUGUGAUGUAUAUAGGUUGGGUGCAUUGAUCUUGGGCGCAUCUACGAGCCCAUGUACCGUGCUUGCCCAUAUUUGUUAGGCGUUUUUGAUAAGAUGUUGGCGCUAAUCGGUGUGUUUUGAAUGAAAUACCUAUCAAGUUCAAACUAAGGUAGGUGUUUUUGU